UAUACUGUUGUCACCGCGCUCAGUGGGCUGCGGGGAACCGAAUGCGUACAUACGCGAAACGAUGGAAGUUGCUCUCUUGCGUGAUGUUCGUGGUUUGAGCUGAGCGGAAUGGUUGGUCUGUGAGGCUCGAACGCGAGGUUCUCCCUCCUCAGUAACGACACACAGCAGGGAUCCGCGCUUCAUCACAGGGGAAGAAAAAAAACGGGGAUCUUCCUAACGGUCCACAUUCGAUUUGGCUCCUCUCGGGCUCGUUUGGGGUCGGAUUAGUUGGCGCUGGAUGCCGGCGAAGAAGAGACAGAGCGCUCACUGUGGAGGAGUUUGACGCGCAGGGGGGAUUUUCAACAGGGCUACCGGAGGUCUCAGCUCUUACAACUCUGAGAAAAAUAAAAAUACAAAUCUGAGGCGAGGCGAAGCGCAAGCGGCGGCGGCGAAGAAGAAGGACGAACGGCCCUUUUCGGAGCGGUUUCCUCUCCUGUGAGCAACUACUCGUUCGCCGGGGACGGGAUUUAAAAACGCACACGUCCCCACGCAAGACUUAUCUUCGUUUUUUCAACCCCACUUCAACAUUAAGAGGCAUUUAAGUGCGGGAGAGAUGAAAGUUGCCACGGCGGUGUUGCUUCUGGCCGCGUCCUGGUGUCUGAGGUGGAAGUCGGUGCUGUCCGACUCCAUCAUACACAUCGGAGCCAUUUUCGACGAAUCGGCCAAGAAGGACGACGAGGUGUUCCGCAUGGCCGUGGCUGACCUGAACCUCAACAACGAGAUUCUGGAGACGGAGAAGAUCACCAUUUCAGUGGAGUUUGUCGAUGGGAACAAUCCUUUCCAGGCGGUCCAGGAAGCCUGCGAGCUCAUGAACCGGGGCAUCCUGGCUCUGGUCAGCUCCAUCGGCUGCAUGUCGGCCGGCUCCCUGCAGUCGCUCGCCGACGCCAUGCACAUCCCGCACCUGUUUAUCCAGCGCGCGCCUGCCGGGACGCCCCGCUCCGGCUGCCCCCCCACGAGCCGCGGCCACUCCGACGACUACACGCUUUUCGUGCGGCCACCCGUCUACCUCAACGAUGUCAUCCUGCACGUGGUCACCGAGUACAGCUGGCAGAAGUUCAUCAUCUUCUACGACACAGAAUACGACAUCCGGGGCAUCCAAGACUUCCUGGACAAGACGUCGCAGCAGGGAAUGGAUGUGGCUCUGCAGAAGGUGGAGUCCGACGUCAACAUGAUGAUCACGGGGAUGUUCCGCACCAUGCGCGUGGAAGAGCUGCACCGCUACCGGGACACGCUGCGGCGAGCCGUGCUCUUCAUGAGCCCCGCCACCGCCAAGGCCUUCAUCGCCGAGGUCGUGGAGACGAACCUGGUGGCCUUCGACUGUCACUGGAUCAUCAUCAAUGAGGAGAUCUCAGACCUGGACGUGCAGGAGCUGGUGAUGAAGUCCAUCGGGCGGCUGACGCUGGUGCGCCAGAGCUUCCCCCUGCCCCAGAACGCGAGCCAGCGCUGCGUGCGCAGCAACCACCGCAUCAACACCUCGCUGUGUGACCCAAAGGACCCGAAGGCUCAGACGCUGGAGAUCACGAACCGCUACAUCUACGACACCGUGCUGCUGCUGGCCAACACGUUCCACAAGAAGCUGGAGGACAGGAAGUGGCACAGCAUGGCCAGCCUCACCUGCAUUCGCAAGAACUCCAAGCCCUGGCAGGGGGGCCGCUCCAUGCUGGAGACCGUCAAGAAGGGGGGUGUGAGCGGUCUGACCAGCCUGCUGGAGUUCAACGAGAACGGAACUAACCCCAACAUCCACUUUGAGAUCCUGGGCACCAACUACGGGGAGGACCGAGGGCGGGGCGUCACAAAGCUGGGGACCUGGGACCCGGUGCACGGCCUGAACGGAACGCUCAGCGACAGGAAGCUGGAGAACAACAUGAGGGGCGUGGUCCUCCGGGUGGUCACCGUGCUGGAAGAGCCUUUCGUGAUGGUGUCUGAGAACGUGCUGGGGAAACCAAAGAAGUAUCAGGGCUUCUCCAUCGAUGUACUGGACGCCCUCUCCAAUUACCUGGGCUUCAAGUACGAGAUCUACGUGGCCCCGGACCAUAAGUACGGCAGCCUGCAGGCCGACGGCGUCUGGAACGGCCUCGUCGGGGAGCUGGUCUUCAAGAGGGCAGACGUGGGCCUGUCGGCGCUGACCAUCACGCCCGAGCGCGAGAGCGUGGUGGACUUCACCACUCGCUACAUGGACUACUCGGUGGGGGUGCUGCUGAAGAAGGCGGAACGCACGGUGGACAUGUUCGCCUGCCUGGCGCCCUUUGACCUCUCUUUGUGGGCGUGCAUUGCGGGCACCGUGCUGCUGGUGGGCGUGCUCGUCUAUCUGCUCAACUGGCUGAACCCGCCGCGUCUCCCUAUGGGAUCCGUCUCCUCCACAACCCUCUACAACUCCAUGUGGUUCGUCUACGGUUCCUUCGUCCAGCAAGGUGGUGAGGUGCCCUACACUACCCUGGCAACGCGGAUGAUGAUGGGCAUCUGGUGGCUCUUCGCCCUGAUCGUCAUCUCCUCUUACACUGCCAACCUGGCUGCUUUCCUCACCAUCACGCGCAUUGAGAGCUCCAUUCAGUCUCUCCAGGAGCUUUCCAAGCAGACAGAGUUACCAUACGGGACUGUGCUGGACUCGGCUGUCUACGAUCAGGUGCGCAGCAAGGGCAUGAACCCAUUUGAGAGGGACCCCAUGUACGCGCAGAUGUGGCGCAUGAUCAACCGGACCGGAGGUGCUGACAACAAUGUAGAGGAGUCCAAGGAAGGCAUCCGCAAGGUGAAGAACGGCCACUUUGCCUUCAUCUGGGAUGCGGCCGUGCUGGAGUACGUGGCCAUCAACGACGAGGACUGCUCCUUCUACACGGUGACGAGCAGCAGCUCAGACCGAGGAUAUGGCAUCGCCAUGCAGCACGGAAGCCCCUACCGCGACAUCUUUUCCCAGAGGAUUCUGGAGCUGCAACAGAACGGGGACAUGGACAUCCUGAAGCUGAAGUGGUGGCCGCGAGACAGCCCGUGCGACCUGUACUCUGCGGUGCAGACGCGGCACCGCACCAGCGCCCUGGACAUACACAGCUUUGCCGGCGUCUUCUGCGUGCUGGCGGCCGGCGUUGUGCUUUCCUGCCUCAUCGCCAUGGUGGAGACCUGGUGGACCCGACGGAAGGGCUCACGGGUGCCCUCCAAGGAGGAUGACAAAGAGAUUGACCUGGAGCACCUUCACCGGAGGGUGAACAGCCUGUGCACGGAGGACGACAGCCCCCACAAGCAGUUCUCCGCCUCCUCUAUUGACCUGACCCCCCUGGACAUGGACUCGCUUCCCGCUGCACGCCAAGCCCUGGAGCAAAUCAGCGACUUCCGCAACACACACAUCACCACCACCACCUUCAUCCCGGAGCAGAUCCAGACACUGAGCCGCAGCCUCUCCGCCAAGGCGGCCGCCGGCUUCGCCUUCGGGGGAGCGCCGGACCACCGGACUGGGGGGGGAGGGUUCCGGCAGCGAGCCCCCAACGGCGGUUUCUUCCGCAGCCCUAUCAAGACAAUGUCCACGAUCCCCUACCAGCCAACCCCAGCGCCGAACUUCAGCUACGGCAACGACCCGGACCGGGGCACAUCCAUUUGAGCACCGGCCCUGGGGAGGGAGGGGCAAGAGGAUCGCGGCGGAAACACACAAACGACAGAGAUAUGUGUACAUAGGAAUCGCUUUCCCUUCUCCUUGUUUUCGCUUUGCUUUUUUUUUUUUGUUCGGCCAGACUGGGCUCGGUCGUUCCUUCCGGAACCAGGAAGAGCGCUUAACUUUCGCUUAAUCGUCGUCGUCGUCGUGUGGAGAGAGAUUUUUGACACGGAGGGGAUCGCCUUUUUUCCCUCUUUUUAUUUUGCGCUGUUUGGGGACGGCUCUCUGGACAAGGCGAGGGACGGGCGCGGAUGACACGUCGAAACAGCCACUUUGUGGGAGAGAGGAGUUCUGGGCUCGAUUCCCUACUCGUCCCUGCAGCUGCAAUAACUCGAGCGUCACGUCGGUGAUCUCAUCGGUUCUGCCCUUCUCCUUGUCGGAACCUGCUUUCUCCUUCGGCGUUCGGGUGUUGAGCGGCAACGCCUCGAGCGCAUUGCCAAAUUUACCGGUACAGUGGAACACCACCCCUUGGCUUGAUAGAAAAGCCUGAAGCACGGUCAAGGGCAGGGCCUCAUGGUUAGCGCCAGGAGACCAUGAAGUGGUCACUCGAUUCUACUGCACUGUAGCAGUGCCCUCAGACCAGGAUGUGAUUGUAUGUAACUCUGACACUUAUGCGAAUGGUGCUGGUUAUUUCGAGACGAGAGCUCAGAGUGAAACACUGACACAAAGGUGAUACGGGACCGAAACAGAAAAGACAAAGACGAGUCAAAAAAAAAAAAACAAACGAACGGCUACAAGAGGACUAGAACUGUGGCUGAGGCUGCUGUGUGUCUUUAAUUACAUUUGUUUUAAAUUUAACAACUAUUAAUGCGUGGAAUGUGUUUGGUCAGAAAGUU
Scleropages formosus (Asian bonytongue) is the source of this 4512-nucleotide messenger RNA. It is a transcript of the gene grid2, whose product is annotated as glutamate receptor, ionotropic, delta 2. Lineage: Eukaryota; Metazoa; Chordata; Actinopteri; Osteoglossiformes; Osteoglossidae. Gene Ontology annotation, molecular function: signaling receptor activity; ligand-gated monoatomic ion channel activity. The record is from RefSeq and is a predicted model, not a curated record. The transcript is spliced from 17 exons. Bases 593 to 3625 code for a protein of 1010 amino acids. Gene Ontology annotation, cellular component: membrane. Gene Ontology annotation, biological process: monoatomic ion transport.